This is a messenger RNA of Lachnellula hyalina, 1416 nucleotides long. RefSeq lists its product as uncharacterized. Gene Ontology annotation, molecular function: protein binding. NCBI's taxonomy places the organism in Eukaryota, Fungi, Ascomycota, Leotiomycetes, Helotiales, Lachnaceae. The coding region runs from base 1 to 1416 and encodes 471 amino acids. The record is from RefSeq and is a predicted model, not a curated record. The transcript is spliced from 4 exons.
AUGACCGGUCCAUCAACACCCGGCCAAGAAGGCCCCUCGUAUGGCCCACCCCCUCUCCCCGAAGGUUGGAUCGCGCAAUGGGAUGGCAUGUCCAAGAAAUACUACUUCGUGCAACUCUCCACCGGCGCUUCGCAAUGGGAUACCCCAACACACGCUGCGCCUACAGGUCCCACGCCCCAAGCUACUCCGCAAGGAGGACUGGAACAUCCGUAUGGAACGCCUAGUGAGGGUCCGCAAGACUUGAAUAUCAUCCAGAAUCCAGAUGGCUCGCAGAGUAUUAAGCAUGCGGACGGGACGGUGGAGCCAUAUUCGGGGGAUAGGAGUCUGACGUCUUUUGCCAUGAACCAGUUGAUGGGUGGAGGAAAGAAGCAGAAGCAGAGCCAAGGUGGGCUGGGAGGACUUGCCAGCUCGUUUCUUGGGGGCGGGUCGUCUGGGGGAAGUGGUGGUUCCAGUGGAGGCGCGGGGGGCAUUGUGGGUGCUUUGGCUGGAAGCUUACUUGGAGGUGGGAAGAAGCCGAAUAAUUCUCAGCAAUCUGGGAACUAUUCUGGUGCGCAGCAACAGCAGCAUGGCGGUGGGGCGAGUGGAUUCAUGGGGAAUAUCGGGGGAAUGUUUGGUGGACAUCAUGGUCAAGAGGAAGCAACGAGUAUGGUUAUUCUCAGCACGGAGCUGGUCAACAAGGAGGUUACUCCGGCUCCGCACCUCCAAGUUCCUACCAACCUAGCGGAGCUUCCCACACAUCCUACAACACACCCCCUCAAUCACAGCACGGCCAACCACAACACCACGACUCCCAACCAUCAUACGGCGGCCAAAACCCCUCCUAUGGUGCCCCCGCACAGCCAUCCUAUGGAGGAGCCCCCCAACACCAGCAAUCCUCAAGCUACGGCGGUUCCCCACCACCAGGCCAGCCCCCUUACGGCGGAAUCCAACACCAAGAUUCCUACGGCUCCUCCACCCGCCAUCCCACCAGCAACAGCAUCAACAAUACCAACCCCAAGGCCAAGGAAAACCCGGUCAAUACGCAUCCCCACCACACCAACCAGGCCACGGGCAAUAUCCCCCACCUCCAGGCCAGCAACAGCAAUAUCCACCCCCACCAGGUCAAUACCCCGGCCCCCCUCCCAAACCGGCCCCUCAGCAGCCUACGCCCCUCCUCCCCCAUCCUACGGCCAACCACCACAGCAUUCCGGAAACCUAAAUCAACCGCACCAUAGCCAUUUCCAGGGCAUGCAUCAUGCGGAGCAUGCGGGCGGUUUAUAUGGGAAUAGUCCGCAGCCAGGUGCAGGUGGAGGUGGAGGGCCGCCGCUCAAUAUGGGCAGUCAUCCUGGGCAUGGACAGGGACAGGUUCCGCAAUAUGGUGAGCAACAGGGACAGUAUGGUGGACAGCCACAGCAGCAGGGACAGCAGCGGUGGUAG